GAAUCCAUCGAUUUGUCAUCGUAUUGUCAUUUGUUUUGUGAGAGUGGUAUUUUUCCGUGCAGAUUUUCUCACUUUUUACCCAAAAUUUUGGUGUUUUCCACCCCAAAAGUUGUGAAAAUAUACCUCCCAGUGUGGGGACAGUGAGUGAUGAUGCAGGACAAAAAAGAAUUGGAGAAGUUUAUUAAGGGUUUCUUGAUGAAAUGCCCACAAAUUAUCGUUCAGUCUCGCCUUGGAGAGAAAAUUCAGACUCAUGGAAAGUUGCAGUCAUCAAAUAGCGAUUGGUUUAACAUAUCCAUUGAGGACUAUCAGGAUGUGGCAGAAGAGACAAAGAGAGCCUUGAAUUUAGUCUCCGGAGAAUCCAUUCUUAGUCGCUUGCCGCUAUGCGUGGAGAUUUCUCUGAAGACAAUUGAGGGGGACUCAAUGGUUCUUGAGGUGUGGUACUUGGGACUGGCACAAGAUCGAUGUGAUCCAACUCAGAGAGCAUCGUAUACAGUUUACAAUCGUAUGGCCAUCCUCCUAAAGUCACUAAUUUCAAUCACACGCUCAACGCCAGCUUACAAACUGUCAAGGAGACAGAGUACUGACUCCUAUCAAAUACUCUACAGAGUUUAUGUUGGAGAUCCGGAUACCAAUUCCCUAGGAGACGGACAUAAGCAACUGAGGGUGGGACAAUUGUGCACAACUAUUGGAAUGCUGAGCAUGGAAGUGGCCUAUCGCACCAAAAUGACCAUCUCACCCACGCAAACGGGCAGGGAUAAUACAAUUAUGCUGAAAAGUGAUCAUUUUCUCAAGGAUAUCAGUCCCAAGCACAUCAGAUACCAUCACAGCAAUAGAAAAACAUGUGAGAAGAAAGUGGUGGAUUUGGACAAACCCAUGCGGAUUGGCGCUUUUGUAGAUCCAAGUCGAACAAAACAGUACACUGAGGAAGAUUAUAUUCUUCCGGAGACGCCACCCUUUAGUUGGUUACUGAGGAAAACGAAGGAAGAGACUGAGAGUAGUGAGGAAAAGAGUACACAGGGAGGAGGAGGAGUUGGUGGUGCUUCAAAAGCCCCCAGCAAUCCUGAAGAUUCCACCACCUGCAAUAACAACAACAAUGCCACGAGGAAUCUCGAGGUUGGUGUUGAGGAGAGCAAAGAGAAGGAUAUCAAUGGCUCAUCGCCAAGUUCACAGGAAUUCACCAGAAAACCAUCUUCGAGAUGGUCAACAUCGAGAGUUGUUCCUCCGGAAGAUGAGAAAUUGCUCAAAGAGUUGCAUUUUCCCUUUGCAACAACAAACACCCCCAUCAGUGACCUCGCGAAAUUCUAUCGCGAUUGCUUCAAUGCACCUCCCUUGCAGGGCUUCUCAGAUUCUCCCCUCGAUGAUGAGAUCGAAGUGGAGGAUCUGACGAAACAACUGGAGCAGUUUGAGACAUCAUUGGGGGACUUUGACUCCCUGGUUACGUCACUAUGUUGCCAAUCGGUCGACGACAACUCCAACAGCUAAGGAGGGAUUAGAAUUGAGCUGGUCACGGCGACGGUGGUGGUCUUGGGCAGGUACAUUAUAUUAUUUGUUAAUUUUCUAACAAAUCAAGUGCCCAAAAUAGUCCCUUUGGAUAUGAGUCUUCUUCUCUGAAGCCACUUUUUCUUGUCUUAUAUUUUGUAAAAAGAAACCAAUUUUCUUUUUUUUUUUCUACUCAAAUUAUUUGUAUUUGUCAAAAGAAUUAUUUUGUGCUUAUUUUUUUUAUUAAGGGUAUUCUCUGUUCCUUUUGUAAGUAGACAAAUGAUUAAAAAAAACAAUAUUCCUUCUGGAAGAAAGUUAUCCGAUUGCUUUAAGAUGAAAGUGGGAUGGCCAUUUAGUUUUUUCUUUUUUUUUAUUAGUGUGUAAUAUUAUGUAAAUGUAUUUCAUACGACAUAUAAUUUAUAUCUUAUUCUAAAUUCAUAAUCAUUUAUUUUUUCGGCCAAAAGUUUGUGGCAUUCAUUUACAGUUGUGUUACCUUUUAAGAAUUUAUCUCCCAUGCAAAAAAAACGACUCAGUUUUUUUCCCCAAUUCUGUAGAUAAUUUAAGGCGCAAGAGAAAGUUUUAUGGAGAUUGGACUUUCAAAUGCCAAAAAAAAAAGAAGUUUCUGUACAAAAAAAAGUGAAUAAUGUUUUCCAGUUAAAUAUUUUUUAUGAUAUAAAAACAUAUUUCUGCAUUUCUCCACUGAAAGAAUUUUUUUUUAGCAUAUUUGCUGCAAAAGUGCUGAAAGAGAAAGCUUUUUUCUCUUAUUUUUUUUUAGAAAAAAAUAUAAAGAUACUUUUAGGGAGAUUUUAAGGAAAAAGUGUUCUUACUACGAAAAGAAGAAAAAUAUGAAUUUUUCUCAUGAAUAUGAGGGAAAAUGAUUUAUAUAAUGAAAUAAUCACUUAAAAUGAAAAUAAAUUAUAGAAAAAGAAUACGCUAGACAGCUUCUGUAAAACCUCUAAAAAUAAAAAUCUUUCUACUCAAGAAAUAUCCCAAAAUCUAAUUUUGACUGCAAUCUAAAAAAAAAUAAAUAAAGAAAUAAAAUUGAUAAGAGGAAAAAGUAUCAAUCAUAAAAUAGCUUCUAGAGAUAAUCAAGAAACAAAGCUCCCCUUUUCUAACAUUUCGAUAUACAAAAAAAAAUAACUUUUUCUUUCCUAAAAUAAAUAAUUCAUUAAAUAAUGAAAAUCAUAACGAAACUCAUGUGACAAAGUUUAAUCACAAGAAAAAAAAGCCAGUGUUUUUUGAUACAAAGAAAUUGUUAAUCUAUUGAUAUAAUAAAGAAUAAAAAUAAAAUUAAUAAAGUAACCAAAAAUAAGGAUGAGAUUAAAAAAAAAUUAUAAAUAUUUGUUGAAUUUCUUGUAUAGCAAAAAUUGUUUUGUUUGGCAAAAAAAAAGAAAA
Messenger RNA from Phlebotomus papatasi, 2874 nucleotides. RefSeq names its product autophagy-related protein 13 homolog. Bases 148 to 1482 code for a protein of 444 amino acids. Gene Ontology annotation, cellular component: cytosol; extrinsic component of membrane; phagophore assembly site. Lineage: Eukaryota; Metazoa; Arthropoda; Insecta; Diptera; Psychodidae. Gene Ontology annotation, biological process: protein localization to phagophore assembly site; piecemeal microautophagy of the nucleus; autophagosome assembly. The transcript is spliced from 5 exons. The record is from RefSeq and is a predicted model, not a curated record.